Nymphalis io (European peacock) is the source of this 2806-nucleotide messenger RNA. Its product is annotated as probable serine/threonine-protein kinase DDB_G0280133. The transcript has 12 exons. Lineage: Eukaryota; Metazoa; Arthropoda; Insecta; Lepidoptera; Nymphalidae. Gene Ontology annotation, molecular function: protein binding; mRNA binding. Gene Ontology annotation, cellular component: nucleus. Gene Ontology annotation, biological process: miRNA processing. The record is from RefSeq and is a predicted model, not a curated record. The coding region runs from base 223 to 2160 and encodes 645 amino acids.
CAAAGAGUAUUAGGUAUAUAUCGGCUACCUAUCCGUAUAACUAUAAACUUCACAAGGAAGACUCGCAAAAUCGCCAAUUGAAUUGGAGAUGUUUAGAUAAUAUUAAUAAUUAUUAGGCGCUAGACCUGUGAUCUAUGUUUAUGUCAUUAAAUAAUUGCCACUAUUGCCUACAUUGUAAUUUGUGUAUUUCAUUUAUCGUUGUAAUUUGAUAAAACUUUCAAAAUGAAAUCGAAAAAGCGUCACCAUGAUAGUUCUGAGGAAUCCGAGGAGUCAGAUGUUAGCUUGAAGUCUACUAGUUCUUCCGAAAGUGAUAGCGAUGAUUCUUCAUUAUCUGAACCUCGGCACAAAAAGAAGCGGAAACGUGCUGAAUCUUCAGAUUCAGAUAGUAACAGCGAUGACCAGAAACGUGUAAAGAAACGCAAGCAUAAGAAAAAGAAGAAGAAGCAUGGCAAGAAAAAGCGUCGAUCACAAUCAUACGAUGAUGUUUCCGACGAUGCUAUAUCUAUAAGCGAAGGUGAAAUCUCUCCUAAGAAGAAGAAGAAGCACAAGCAUAAGCAUUCCAAGCGAUCUCAAAGUUCCGUUAGUGGAGAUGAAGAUUAUGAAAACAAGUCUGAUCGUCGUUUGCAUAGCGUCGUAAAAGAACGUAGACCAUCCUCAGAAGAAGGCAUUCAACCAUCUCGGACAUAUUAUCAAAAAGAAUAUCAUCGAUCUGCUUCUGGUGAAGAUUAUGUACGUGAACCUCAGAAGUAUUAUCAGCAACCGGGUAGACCGCGUCACCACGAAUACCAGGACAGCUACAACUAUGAUCGAGAGAGAAAUGAAAGAUUUGCACCGCAAGAUGAAAAGUUCGAACGGGUGAGGGACAGAUAUCGUCAAAACGCGCCUUUUGUUCCCAACGAGGAAUACAGCGGACGGCAAAGGGAUUUUGAUGAAUACAAAAGGAAUCCCCGAUAUGAAGAUCAAAGAAGGGAUGAAGACCAUUAUAGGAGAGAAAGAGAUGUGCCGUACGAGUCUAGAGAAGAUAUGCGAGGAAAUAAUAGAUUCAAUCGAUAUGAAAGGGCUCCUAAACGACGAGAAUUCGGCGAUGUUCGAGAUUAUCGUGAAAGACGUGGCCCGGCCGAACCUGAUCGUUUCCGCGACAAGGAUAGAUUGCAAGAGGACAGAUAUUCGUCGGAAAGGAGCCGUGACGUCCGUCGCGAGAGACCCGGCAGGAGCGACAAACCGCCAGUUCCUCUUCGCGGGGAUCACUCAACUUCUAAAAGUCCCGAAGAGCGGUAUAGGGACACGAGAAGACCGGAGAGGGCGGCGGAGAGAGAAGAAAAAGGGGAGAGAGGGAAGAGAACGGAGAAAAUCGAUGGAGGGGAGCGAGAGGAGAGGCCGCGCGAUGAGCGGCCGGAUCGGGCCCGGGACCGGCCCCGAGACGGGCCCCGUGACGGGCCACGGGACGGACCACGGGACGGGUCCCGGGACGAUCGCCGCAACCGACCGCGAGACCGGAAGUCCAGAUUUGAAAAUGCAAGCGAUAACAAAGAAUAUACUUGGGGUAAAACCGAAGUGAAGAAUGAGAAUGAUAAAAACCCGGCGGACAAAGAGAAACCGAACUUUGGACUAUCUGGAAAACUUACAGCCGACGCGAAUACGGUGAACGGCGUCGUUAUAAAGUACACCGAGCCCGACGACGCCAAGCAACCGAAACGACGCUGGAGGUUCUACCCGUUCAAGGGCGACAAGGCGCUGCCGAUCCUGUACAUCCACCGCCAGUCGUGCUUCGUGAUCGGGCGCGACAAGAAGGUGGUGGACAUCGCGCUGGAGCACCCGUCCAUCAGCAAGCAGCACGCCGCGCUGCAGUACCGCGCCACGCCCUUCGCGCGCGCCGACGGCUCGCAGGCGCGCCGCGUGCGCCCCUACCUCGUGGACCUGGAUUCUGCGAACGGUACGUUUGUGAACAACAAGAAAAUAGAGCCGAGGCGCUACGUGGAGUUGCUGGAGCGCGACGUUGUCAAGUUCGGCUUUUCGCAGCGGGAGUACGUCCUGCUGCACGAGAACAGCAAAGAUGACGCCCAGGACGACGACCAGGAUCCUAACCUGGCGGUCGCCACCACUGACCAGAUCAAGCAGGAGAAGAGGGCUAAGGAGGUGGCGGCGGCCGACGGGGAGUAGGGCUAUAUUGUCAUUAUGUAAAGCGAAUUGUUCAAUUAUUAAACUCGAGUAGUUCAGAUGUGAAUUAUUAUAACUCUUUAAUAACUGUAAGUUUAUGAAAUAGUUUUGUUUUCCAAUAUAGCUUAGAUGAUUUAUUUUAGAAUUCGGUUUAACGGUCAGGAAGGUGACCUGAUCGUAAUAAUAUUUUAAAGAUAAGGAAUACGGUAUAAGCACAGUUUAAGGUAUGCCUUUGUUAUAUGAGAUUCGUUAAUUGUUUAUUAGUUGGUGUGUAGAAGUUUCAUCGAUCUAAUAAAUCAAUCUCUUUUUAAUAUAGACGCUAAAUUAUAUAUAAUAUUUGUAGCCAAAUAGUGCAACUUGAUGUACUUUAGUAUUAAAAUGUUUGCAAACGAAUAUAAAAUAUUUCUACAUAGUUGGUAGUCACAAAAUAUUAUUUAUGGCAGACUUAUCAUCUAUGAAUAUCAUUCUUGACGAGUAAUAGAAAGUGUAUCCUAUUAAUAGUUUAAGGCGAACAGGAGUAAAUGAAACGUUGCGUUACUGAUACAUACGACGUCUCCAGUUUAUUAAAAACAGAUCAUAGAAGACCAUGAUUAUACAUAUUUUUGUUAAAAUAAGUCCUAGCAAUAAAAUAAAUGCAUAACUAUAAUGA